This is a messenger RNA of Vicia faba (fava bean), 1839 nucleotides long. NCBI's taxonomy places the organism in Eukaryota, Viridiplantae, Streptophyta, Magnoliopsida, Fabales, Fabaceae. The record is from the annotation of a GenBank genome assembly.
AUGUCCGACAACAAAAACACAGACCAAUACGGCGUCCUCCUCUACUACAAAUACGUCGAUAUUCCAAACCUCAACGACCUCCUCACAUUCUACCGCUCCAACUGCUCCUCCCUCUCCCUCCUCGGCCGCGUCCGCCUCUCUCCCCACGGCGUCAAUGUCACCGUUGGCGGCAGUUUAUCCUCUUUGGAACAACACAUCGAAGCACUCAAAGCCAAUAAUACUCUAUUUCUCGGCACUGAUUUCAAGCUUGCAACUUGUCAUCACCCAUUGAACGACGACGUUGCUAAGGAGUGUGGUUUCACUUCACUCUCGAUUCGUGUUGUCAAGGAACUUGUUACUCUCAGUUCUCAUCCACUGUUAAAGUCACCAGAAAUCUCAAAUGCUGGAACACAUUUAUCAGCACUUGAGUUCCAUUCUACACUUCACAAUGCUAAUGAGAGUCCAGAAAACAGCCUUGUUUUACUUGAUGCAAGGAAUCUUUAUGAAACAAGGAUUGGGAAAUUUCAUGCACCGAAUGUUGAAACUUUGGAUCCACGGGUUAGACAAUACAGUGAUUUCUCCUCGUGGAUAGAUGAUAGAAGCGAGCAGUUGAAAGGCAAAAAUAUCCUCAUGUAUUGUACUGGUGGAAUAAGGUGUGAAAUGGCAUCAGCAUAUAUUAGGUCAAAAGGUGCUGGGUUUGAGAAUGUGUUUCAGUUAUUUGGUGGUAUACAACGGUAUUUGGAGCAAUUCCCAGAUGGUGGUUUUUUCAAAGGAAAGAAUUUUGUUUUUGAUCAUCGGAUAUCAGUUGGAGGUUCAGAGGCUAGUAGUACAAUUGGUACCUGUCUUAUUUGUCAAUGUUCCUUUGACGAUUACUCUUCACGUUGUCGAUGUACUCAUUGCCGAAUGCUUGUUUUGGUUUGUGAGAGUUGCCAGAACGAAUCUGCACUGUAUGUUUGUGAGCUAUGCCAAAAACAGGGCAAGGCUGUUGGGCCAAAGCAGUUAAAUGAAAACGAUGAUUCAAAUAAAUCAUUACAAGGUGUUGAGUUCCUGGAUUUUUCUUCAGAUACCAUGCUCUUGCCUCAGGAGCUUAGGGGAGAUGACGUAAGAACCUCAAGAAAACUAAGAAUCUUAUGCUUGCACGGGUUUCGGCAGAAUGCUUCCAGUUUUAAGGGAAGAACAGCAUCCUUAACAAAAAAACUCAAGAAAAUUGCUGAAUUUGUUUUUAUAGACGCACCUCAUGAAGUGCCCUUCAUUUAUCAAUCUCCUGUUCCAGUGCCCCAUGUGAAUGGUGCAUCGUCCUCUUUAGCAGCAAGUCCUCCCCCACCUUUCGAGAAUUGUAAGAAGAAGUUUGCAUGGUUUGUGUCACCCAAUUUUGAUGGAAGUAGUGGCGUUGAUUGGAAAGUAGCAGAUGGUCCAUUUGAUCCACUUCAAUACCAGCAGCAAACUGAUGGAUAUGAUAUUUCAAUAUCACACUUAGAGAAUGUAUUCUCAAAAGAAGGGCCAUUCGAUGGAAUCUUGGGAUUUUCACAGGGAGCAGCAAUGACUGCCGUAAUCUCUGCACAACAAGAAAAGCUAAAAGGUAAAAUGGACUUUAAAUUUGUAGUCUUGUGUUCAGGCUUUGCUCUCAAUUUGAAGGAGAUGGAGUGUAACCCUAUCAAUUGCCCUUCUCUUCAUAUUUUUGGUAAUGAACAUGGUCAAGACAGACAGAUAGCCAACCAAGCAAGCAAGGAACUUGCUUCUCUAUAUGACAGUAGUUGUUCUGUGAUCGUUGAACAUGACCGUGGUCACAUAAUUCCAACUCGGUCUCCUUAUAUUGACGAGAUCAAGGCUUUCCUUGGGCGAUUUCUGCAUGACGUCUAG